This is a messenger RNA of Aethalodelphis obliquidens (Pacific white-sided dolphin), 5069 nucleotides long. It is a transcript of the gene AFAP1, whose product is annotated as actin filament associated protein 1. Gene Ontology annotation, cellular component: cytosol. Gene Ontology annotation, molecular function: SH3 domain binding; SH2 domain binding. NCBI's taxonomy places the organism in Eukaryota, Metazoa, Chordata, Mammalia, Artiodactyla, Delphinidae. The record is from RefSeq and is a predicted model, not a curated record. Bases 411 to 2624 code for a protein of 737 amino acids. The transcript has 18 exons.
CAGCUGCUCCUCGCGGAGCGGGAGACGGAGCCGGACCCUGAGCGCAGAACGGGCUGAGACGGCUGCGAGGCGGCCCCGCCCCGGGGCUCCAUUGUUGCGGCGACUCCGGCUCUGCGGGCUGCUCGGCUCCGUCUCGCUCGGCCAGGGCACCUCCGGCAAGGAGUGAGUGCUGCCCGGGAGGCGGCCUGAGUAUCUUCAGUAUCCGGCUUAACAGAAGAAGCUGGCUUCUCAUAUCUAUUUCUGCAUUCUGAUUGUGAUGAACCGCUGUUUUGGUGGAAGUACAUAAAGACGAUCUGGCCUCACAAAGCUAUGUACUUGGAAAAGAGAAGAGUAUUUUAGUGCCUUUUCAGAAAAUGGUGAAUAUUCUUUGAUACUACACCGAAACUCAACACGUGGUAGUUUCUUAAGCAAUGGAAGAGUUAAUCGUUGAACUUCGUCUCUUUCUUGAACUCCUGGACCAUGAAUAUCUAACCUCAACUGUCAGGGAGAAAAAGGCAGUUAUCACAGACAUCCUGCUGAGGAUACAGUCAUCCAAAGGUUUUGAAGUGAAAGAUCAUGCUGCGAAGCCAGAGACCCCCAACAGCCUGCCGGCCCCUCCCCAGAUGCCUCUGCCAGAGAUCCCGCAGCCGUGGCUGCCGCCUGACAGCGGGCCACCACCGCUACCGACAUCCUCUCUCCCGGAAGGCUACUACGAGGAGGCCGUGCCGCUGAGUCCCGGGAAGGCUCCGGAAUACAUCACCUCAAAUUAUGACUCAGAUGCAAUGAGUAGCUCUUACGAAUCAUAUGACGAAGAGGAGGAAGACGGAAAGGGGAAGAAAACGCGGCACCAGUGGCCCUCGGAGGAGGCCUCCAUGGACCUGGUAAAGGACGCCAAGAUCUGUGCCUUCCUGCUGCGGAAGAAACGCUUCGGGCAGUGGACCAAGUUACUCUGCGUCAUCAAAGACACCAAACUACUGUGCUACAAAAGUUCCAAGGACCAGCAGCCCCAGAUGGAACUGCCCCUCCAAGGUUGCAACAUUACAUACAUCCCAAAAGACAGCAAAAAGAAGAAGCACGAGUUGAAAAUUACUCAGCAGGGAACAGACCCGCUUGUUCUUGCUGUCCAGAGCAAGGAGCAGGCCGAACAGUGGCUGAAGGUGGUCAGAGAGAUCUACAGCGGCUGCAGCGGGCCAGCAGACUCGGAAUGUCCUCCCCCCUCCAGCUCCCCGGUGCACAAGGCAGAACUGGAGAAGAAACUGUCUUCAGAGAGACCAAGCUCAGAUGGGGAGGGUGUUACAGAAAAUGGAAUUGCUGUGUGUAACGGAAAAGAACAAGUUAAGAGGAAAAAAAGUUCCAAAUCAGAGGCCAAGGGAACUGUGUCCAAAGUCACCGGGAAGAAGAUCACCAAGAUCAUCGGCUUGGGGAAGAAAAAGCCAUCGACGGACGAGCAGACCUCCUCGGCGGAGGAGGAUGUGCCUACUUGUGGCUACCUGAACGUGCUCUCCAACAGCCGCUGGCGGGAGCGCUGGUGCCGCGUCAAGGAGAACAAGCUCAUCCUCCACAAGGACAGGGCCGACCUGAAGACCCACAUCGUCUCCAUCCCGCUCCGUGGCUGCGAGGUCAUCCCGGGGCUGGACUCCAAACACCCCCUGACGUUCCGGCUGCUUCGCAACGGCCAGGAGGUGGCCGUGUUGGAGGCAUCUUCUUCUGAAGACAUGGGCAGGUGGAUUGGGAUUUUGCUGGCUGAGACGGGGUCCUCCACAGACCCUGGGGCCCUGCACUAUGAUUACAUAGACGUGGAGAUGUCGGCCAAUGUCAUUCAGACGGCCAAGCAAACCUUCUGCUUCAUGAACAGGCGUGUUCUGUCCACUAACCCGUAUGUAGGGAGCACCGCCAACGGCUACGCACACCCCAGCGGGACGGCGCUGCACUACGACGACGUCCCCUGCGUCAGCGGCUCGUUGAAGGGUAAAAAGCCGCCCCCCGUGGCAUCCAACGGGGUUACAGGAAAAGGCAAGGCUCUGAGCAGUCAGCAAAAAAAAGCUGAUUCAGCGGCUGGCGUGAAGCGAACGCCUUCAAAUGCUGACCAGUACAAAUAUGGCAAGAACCGGGUGGAAGCGGAUGCCAAGCGGCUGCAGGCCAAAGAGGAGGAGCUGCUGAAGAGGCGGGAAGGCCUGCGGGACAGGCUGGCCCAGCUGCGGAAGGAGAGGAAGGGCCUGCGGGCCGCCAUCGAAGUGAACACCGGCAGGAAGACCCAGGUGAUCCUGGAAGAGAAGCUGAAGAAGCUGGAGGAGGAAUGCAAGCAGAGGGAGACGGAGCGCGUCAACCUGGAGCUGGAGCUGACAGAGGUCAAGGAGAGCCUCAAGAAAGCCCUGGCCGGCGGGGUCACCCUGGGGCUGGCCAUCGAGCCCCGGCCGGGGACGUCGAGUCCACAGUCUCCAGUUUUUAGGCACCGGACUCUGGAGAACUCGCCCAUGUCCAGCUGUGAGACCAGUGAUGCAGAGGGCCCAGUGCCCGUGAACAGUGCGGCCGUCCUGAGGAAGAGCCAGCCGGCCCCCGCCAGCUCCCCCUGCCGGGGACACGUGCUUCGGAAGGCCAAGGAAUCCUCCUUUUCAAAGGCAAAAAAGGCCAGAACUUGUCUCUAGGCCUGGACCAUCUGCUUUCAGGAAAACCAGCAGCAUGGUUCUGUGUCCUGGCUUCUCCUGACCUGUUCUUUCAUUGGUGACGUAGAGAUUGGCCAGUGACCGCUGGGAUCCUUUAAAAAAUCAAAAGUCGAGGCAGACUCCUCUCCAUACCCUCUGCUUGCCAGCCCCGCUGCAGCCUGUAGCCUGUGCCUGAGGGGCCAUUCUGUAGUACCUUCCAGUCUUCUGAUGGGAUUGGCCACUAACGAGUUUUGAUGCUAAGCUUUAAAAUCUCAGAGAAUUUUUUAAAACUAUAGUUUAUCAAAGCAAACAGCUCCUGACGGCUUAACUGAAAGUGUGUGGUGUGAAAAACUCCUGCUUGGUCCAGUCAGGCUAACGUAUCCAGAUGUGUUUAAUCUGUUGUGAUGAACGUGGAGGCCAGACGUCCUCCCCUCGCCGUCCCUGGGACCCUCUCUCGCUGUCAUUACCUCCGUGCUUUGGCAGCUUUGAACCCGUUCCAAACUGGCUAGAAACCUGUUGUUUUCUGACAACGGAUGUGGUGUCAGAUGUGAACGUGCGUGUUAACCUCUGGCUGCUGUGUUCACGGAGGGUCCCUGCCGAUGGGGGUUAGAAACAGCAUCCUGGAAUACCUGUCUUCUUCGUAGCGUGUGCGUUUGACUGAGCCUGUGUGUCGACAAAUUCGGGGAAAAGAAGAAUUACUGCACAUCAUUUGUUCCUUUUCCUUGGCGUGCGUCCAGUGUUCUUCGUUUGCAGAGGAGUAUGUUUUGCCUGAGAGAUGUUUAGAAUAGAGCUGUCCCAUAAAGUCCCCCUAAUUAUUGGCAGAAGGGAAAUGCAGUAAAAAUAGUUCAUUUAUUUCUCUACUGUCAAAGAAAUCAGUUUCCAGUUCUGUCAGUCCAGCCUCUGAAAGGGCUACAUUUUCCAUGCCUGCUCUCACUCUCCAGAGGCUCAGUACUCUGCACUUCCUGCCCCCUUUUCACAGUAAAUAUAAAACGUGUGGUUUUGGCCGGUUCAGAUGCACAGCUGGCCGUUCAGACUGGACCACAUCCUCCCUGAAGGCGUGGGAUCGAGCAGGGGUUUCCCAGGAUUCCUGAGAAUAGUGGCAGGGGACCACGGCUGGAGGGCGGGGUGGUGGCCUGGCCUCUUGCCUCUGGGAGCGUCUGUCCACCUGUAGGUGCAUCCCACACGUGGCCUCCUCUUGCACCCUGGCCUUUUUUCUGAGGACCUUUCUGAGUCUGACGCGUCCUGGGCUCGGAAACCGUUACCCCAGGCUGUGUUCCUGGAAUAAUUUCCCAUUCCCGAUGAGGGAAGCUCUGGAGUGUGAGAGAGCGCGCUCCUGAAACUCAGAGCGUUUCAAGUCACCUGUCACGGGGUUUCCCAGCCGAGAAGGGGGCUGAAGGGCCCCGAUGUCCAGCUCCAGGCCCAGCAUUCUCCCUGCAGCCUGGGAGCUCCGGGUGCCGAGGGACGUUCUGGGAGCCGGGGCGUGGUGGCUGCAGUGCUUUCAGAGCUGACACACGUGCCCCAGGUCCCGGCGUACCAGGGCUGGGCCAUCCCGAGCAAGGGACACCCGCCUUCGUGCAGCCUUUUCAGUGAAACACAUGGCAGCCUUGGGUCCUCCCCAUGUCCCCCUGGCUGGGCGUGUCCGUGGAGCGCCCUGCUUGGUGGCCAACGUGACCUGUGCUUGGUCACACGAUCACACGCGUAAUCGCGCGUGUGAGGCUUUGGCAGCGUGUGCAGGCACAUACACACGACUUCUCUCCAAGCCGGCACCGCCCCAGAGGCUGGCGGCGGUGGAGGGAGGCUCCCUGCCGCCUGGAGCAUCACCUUUGCGCAGAGCAGCUGAGCAUCCUCUCUGGGGAGCCCGGAAUUGGGGGUGGGGCAGUGGGAGAGGCCACGAGGCCGUCCACGCCUCUGUAGGACCAGCGCCUGCACGUGCUCACGAGGUGCAGGCGGCUCAGUUUUGGUUUUGUUCCUGCCACGUUGGCUGACGCCAUGCUUUUAACCAUUAAUGAAGCAAGCUUGUAGUUCGAUGCUAAAAAAAAAGGGGAGAAAUUCCUAAUUUGAUACAAUAUGAGAAGGUGUGCAGUGUACUCACGGCCCAGUUAAUGACCCCCUGGGGUUACAGUGGGAGUCAGGCGCUUGCAUCAGACCAGCACUGCCGCGCUCGGUGCUCCAGGGCAGGCGGGAGAGCCCUGCUUGGCGCCUGGCCCCGUGUGGGGACCGCCACGCCACGCGCACGUUCUCUAGAUGUGCCCAGAGUCCUUAGUGGGCCGUGUGGUGAUCUCGGUUUGGGCCGUGUGGUGAUCCUCAGCCUGUUGCCGGGGAACCUCGGUGCUGUUUGCACGGCAGCUGAGCCCUCACCCUCUGGGGCACAGGUGUGGAUGGGAUGCAGCCUGACGUGUCCCAGCCCCGCAUGUGCCCUUUUGAUCUGUACACGCUUCCUCUUGCCUC